ACCUGCACAACAACAGAUUGUAAGUUACCUUGUUUUAGGCAUGAGAACUUAAUGCUCAUAUGUCUCUCUUUACUUCCUCCAUUACACCUCUACCUGCACAACAACAGCAUCAACUGCGUAUUGUAAGUUACCUUGUUUUAGGCAUGAGAACUUAAUGCUCAUGUGUCUCUCUUUACUUCCUCCAUUACACCUCUACCUGCACAACAACAGCCUGUAAGUUCUCUUCUUUUAGGCAUGAGUAUUUAAUG
This is a messenger RNA of Geodia barretti, 248 nucleotides long. NCBI's taxonomy places the organism in Eukaryota, Metazoa, Porifera, Demospongiae, Tetractinellida, Geodiidae. The record is from the annotation of a GenBank genome assembly.